UGAGGGCUUGGACCGGGGCGCGCUGGAAAAAACACCGUUUGCGUUCAGGUCGGUAGCGAAGAUGUCGGCGCCGAAUAUGGAGGAGAGGAAGGCCUGCUGGGGGGCCCGGGACGAGUUCUGGCAGUGCUUGGAUCGUCACGCGGACGACGCCUCCAUGUGUGAGAAGCUGCGGCUGUCUUUCGAGUCCCGGUGCCCGCAACAGUGGGUUAAACACUUUGAUAGAAGAAGAGACUUUUUAAAAUAUAAAAGAAAGCUUGAAACAGAAGGGUAUCAUCCUUCAGAAGAUGCUGGAAAGUCUUAGGUACUCUGCUUUCAGAAUAAAUCUAGUGAGAAUAACUAUGAAAGGAAGAAGCAUGAGAAAGCAACUGAAGCUGCUUGAGCUCAAGAACUGGUCACAUGAAUGUCUCCCUGAAAUGCAGGCUGCUGUUCUUGUUGCAAGGUCUCAUGUGUCUGCUGAAAAAAAGAUUGUCAUCAACAGCUUUUUCAUGAGUGUAAGUUAAAGAAAUAAGGUGCAGAGCUGUUCACUUUUGAAUGUAUAAUUAGUCAAAUUGUUUUACAGGAAUAAAUGAUUAUUUAAUAGUGUAAUGUAUGUAUUCUAAAGAGAACAAUAAAACUUUCUCAGUAAGUGAA
Messenger RNA from Athene cunicularia (burrowing owl), 630 nucleotides. Its product is annotated as cytochrome c oxidase assembly factor 6 homolog. Gene Ontology annotation, cellular component: mitochondrion; respiratory chain complex IV. The transcript is spliced from 2 exons. The record is from RefSeq and is a predicted model, not a curated record. Gene Ontology annotation, biological process: respiratory chain complex IV assembly. Bases 62 to 301 code for a protein of 79 amino acids. Lineage: Eukaryota; Metazoa; Chordata; Aves; Strigiformes; Strigidae.